Molecule: messenger RNA, 1821 nt
Organism: Aspergillus novofumigatus IBT 16806
Lineage: Eukaryota; Fungi; Ascomycota; Eurotiomycetes; Eurotiales; Aspergillaceae
Product: transcription factor TFIIIC subunit TFC1
Exons: 6
Coding region: 1-1821 (606 amino acids)
Biological process (GO): transcription initiation at RNA polymerase III promoter
Cellular component (GO): transcription factor TFIIIC complex
Source: RefSeq, a predicted model, not a curated record
AUGGAGGACCAAAAAUCCCCAACCAGUCCAGACAAUAUGAUGGACCAACAAGGGACAAGAACAGCACCCUACUACUCAAUCCCUGCUCGUCACGUCGUCAGCGUGGAGCACCCGGCCAUCGUCAAGAACGUCGACAAAGCAAUUGAAACUCUACAAGGCAAUGCAGGCAUCUCAAAGAUCCUGAACCCCCCAAAGGCUGAUACCCGAGCCAAACUCUUUCUGCGGCCGGAGGAUGCCAUGUCUCGACCACUCCAGUCGACGAGCUCUGCUUCUAACAAUAUCCUGCUCAGAGUGACAGUUCCCAAGAGGACCGGCCGGAAACGCAAGAAGGGCUCGGAUGAGCCAUUCUCUGGUGUUCCUGUCACGACCGUCCAUGAACAGCCUCAGCGGAGGAGUGCGAAGCAGCUACUCCGAAGUUUGAGUGACAAUGUGGGCAAGUACAAGGUUGAGCCUGUUGGGAUGGUUAACCGGACGCAUGUGUUUCGAGGCAUGCCGGACUUUGUCUACUCGACCACGGGGAGCGCAUUCACCAAUCGAUUCCGGGAGCAGAUUCUCUCUUUUGACUAUGAUAAGAUGAAACAGUUUGAUAUUGACAUGAGCAAGGGUGCCACAUCCAAUGUUGAUAUCAUACCGCCCCCUUCCCUCAGCCAUGGGGAUGUCCCAUUUACCUACAUUUACCGUCAAAACCCAACCGUCCGACAAUCAGUCGACACCUCCGGCAACCUCACCACCGUCAACACCUCCCAAGCCGCCAAAGUCCACACCUAUCUACUCCCCUUCGACGCACCGGUGCCCACCAAGCCGCGGGAGAACCUCGCACCCAUCAACACCCUCGAGCCAACCCUGCGCGAAACCAUCGCCCUCGUCGAAGACCUCUUCAAAGACCGCCCAGCCUGGACCCGCCGCGGCCUCCGCAACCACCUCAAAACCCCGGAACAACGCUACGCCCUCCGCCACGCCGUCCCCUACGUAGGCUACAUCUUCCGCUCCGGACCCUGGCGCGACGCCAUCAUCAAAUUCGGCCACGACCCGCGCACCUCCCCCGACUACCGCAUCUACCAAACCGUCAUGUUCCGCAUCCUCUCCGGCACCUCGGAGCUCGCCCGCGACGCCGGCAGCGGCCACACACACCUCUUCACCGGCACUCCGCCCCUCCCACCCGACGGCCGCAUGUGGAUGUUCUGCGACAUCACCGACCCGCUCCUGCGCUCCAUCCUCUUCCCCGAUCCGCCACCCCCAGGCUUCCUACGAGAAACCUGCGAAAUCGCCGUUGACGGCUGGUUCGGCAGCGGCACCAUCGGCAAAGCCAGGACGAUCAUGCGCGCCAAAGUGCAGAGCAUGCUCGACGGCCGCGCCGCCGACGAGCGCGAGUUCGCCCGCGUCCUCCGCUUCCCGGACCACGUCGCGCCGGAUAGCUCCCUCGCGGACUUCACGCUCGAUCCCGAGGGAACCUCCUCGCGGGAGAUGCAGCUUGCGACUGAUAUCCGGGCGUCGAUUAAGGCGUCCUGGAAGGGGCAGCUUGAUGCUGCGGGUGCCAGUGCCCGUACAAACGGCAGUGCUCCUUCGGCGGCAGGGGUUGCUUCUGAUGCUGCGCGCGCGAAACGCGUGCAGUGGAGCGAAGAUGUAGGCGAGGAAGAGGAGAGCGAGGGCGAGGGCGAGGAGGAAGCGCUGGAAGAGGCGGAGAGGCUGGAGGCUCAGGUUGCGGCGGCAGCGGAAGCGGUGGAGGCUGCUGCUACGGCGGCGGAUGAGGCGAAUGAUCUGGAUCAGGAGGAGUCAGAUGAGGGGGAGGAUAUGGAUGUGGACGAACCGUCAAAGUCAUGA